Lolium perenne is the source of this 1338-nucleotide messenger RNA. Lineage: Eukaryota; Viridiplantae; Streptophyta; Magnoliopsida; Poales; Poaceae. The record is from RefSeq and is a predicted model, not a curated record.
AUGGGCGCCUUGGUCGUCGAUCUGCCAGGCGACGUGCUGGUGGCCAUCCUCGUCCUCCUGCCAACCCGCUCCAUCGCGCACUGCCGCAAAGUGUGCAGGGCCUGGCGCUCCGCCAUCUCCCACCCGAGCUUCGACGCUGCCCACGCCCAACACCAGGCCGCCGUCGCUGCCCACGCCCAACGCCCGGCCGCCGUCGUCAAGGUGACGGAUUAUCACGAAGGACAUUUUUCCGGAAAAACCACCAACAUCGACUUCGAAUUGUUCCGCGGCCGGUGGCACCCCGGUAAUGUUCACAGAAAGCCGGCGAGGCCCCGGACUAUCAUCCUCCCGGCCACCGCGUGUUCGGUCCGCGCUCGCGGUUCUUGGGGCGGGGUGGUGUGCAUAGAGCUUCGUUUCUGGUGGACCAUGGAGUGGCUCCCGGUCGACGAUCCUCCGCCUCCUCCCUAUCCCUACCCUCCCGCCGGCAAGUACGUGCUCUGGAACCCGGUCUCAAAGGCCUGCGCCGCCGUCUCUCCGCCAGCCGACGGCGGCGAGAUCAUGGGCGGCUACUCCCACCCUUCGACGGGGCGGUUCCACCUCGUGCACGCCUCUGGCGAAACUGGAGUCGAUCGCCUGAUUGCUCCGACCAACUUCCGGAUCUUAAGGGUCGGACUAGACGCUGUCUGGCGCGAGAUUCCCCUCAAGGGAGAGACGAAGAUAUCCAUGGCCGGACACCAAGCCCGCUGCGUCAGGUCACACGGCAACCUGCACUGGCUGGUGCUGUGGGGGUCGGAAUCAGCGCUGCGGCUGCUCACGUUCGACACGACAAGGGAGAAGUUCCGUGUAAUGGAGGCGCCACCGAGACGGAGACGUCGGGAGGGAGACGAAGACGACCUAACAAGGGCUCGGCUGGGCGUGCUAUCCGGCGGCGAGCUCUGCACGUUCAUCGUCGAGCCGUCGACGAGCACCAUGGCCGUGUGGGUGCUCGACGACUACAUGAAACCUAGCAUCUGGCGGCUCAAGGAGCGGAUCAGCCUGGUCUCGAGGGACAAGUCCGACUUGUCACGCAGCUUCUCCAUGGACACCGAGGUGGAGGUGGUAGAGGGCGUACGGGAAGGCGAGGAGAUCUUCCUCCACCACAACGACGGGACCAGCCGGAUCGACGCCUACAACCUCGGACGCAAGGAGUGGCGCAUCGUCAACUUUGCCCCGUGGGCUUUUAUGUUGAUGCACAGGGAAAGCAUUCUGCCGCACCGGGUGAGCUUUGGCGACGCGCCGUGGGCUCUUUCUCGGACGGACGACCGGUACAGGCACAAUCUACAAGCUAGCCUUUGCAUCCCACCACGGCAAGCAAGUUAA